Messenger RNA from Seriola dumerili (greater amberjack), 2972 nucleotides. RefSeq lists its product as uncharacterized. The record is from RefSeq and is a predicted model, not a curated record. Gene Ontology annotation, molecular function: GTP binding. Lineage: Eukaryota; Metazoa; Chordata; Actinopteri; Carangiformes; Carangidae. The coding region runs from base 169 to 2193 and encodes 674 amino acids. The transcript has 2 exons.
ACCAAAACACACUUUGUACCUAAAGUCCAAUGUUUUGUUUUGUGUGAACCGACUCUGAGCUGAAUUGAACAUGUAGCUGCAGCUACUUUCACAAGAUGAUACCGGAAGUCUGAACGCAGAGAAGAGACGACACACUUUAGUAAAAACUAUAAGAACACGUCUGGCAACAUGGAUUCCGUUUUUCCAUCAGGGGAUGAAGCAGAGAAGAAGGAUCCAGUUGAUGUCGAGGGUGAGAAGGAAGGCGAUGACCCUGAAACCAGAUGGAGUGAGGAAGUCAGGCUGGUCCUCGUCGGAAAGACCGGAAGUGGCAAGAGUGCAUCUGGAAACACCAUCUUGGGCCGGAGGCAGUUCCUGUCACAGAUCAGUGCGAGCUCCGUCACGCAGAUUUGUGAACUCGGGAGCAGCGUGCUUGCUGAGGAAGACGUUGCCGGGGACGAUGGCCAGGCUGUCACACAGAGGAGGAUGAAGAGAGUCACGGUGGUUGACAUGCCAGGUUUUGGGGACACUCACCUCAGUGUGGAGCAGAUUCAUGCAGAGAUAGCCAAGUGUGUGUCUCUCUCUGCCCCUGGCCCGCAUGCUUUCCUCCUGGUGGUGCCAAUAGGACGAUAUACAGACGAUGAGAACCAGGCUGUGUGUGAGAUGGCAAAGAUAUUUGGGGAGGAUGCAGUCUGUCACCACACAUUGGUUCUUUUUACCAGAGGUGAUGACCUGGAGGGUGUAGGGAUUGAAGAGUACCUGAGGAAGACUGCACCUGCUGGGCUUAAGGCUCUGAUUGACAGGUGUGGGGGCAGGUACCAUGUUCUCAACAACAGAGACCCCAGCAACUCAGCUCAAGUUGAAGAACUCUUGAUUAAGGUGGAGAAGAUGGUGAAGCAGGCUAACAGGGGGUUUUAUACUAGUACCAUGUUUUUAGAGGCCGAGGCUGCUAUCAGGGAGGAGCAGAAAAGGAUGUUGAAGGAGCGAGGGGAGGCAGAGGGGGAAGAACAAGGGGGAAAUAAUGGCAACACGGAGGAACAGGUUAUACUCGCAAAACGAAGAAAGUGUGACCUAGAGUCAGACGGACAAGGAAGCAGUGAUAGAGGAUCAGAGGGGCUCGGCAGGAGGGAGCUGGAGAGAGGAAAUGAAGAGGAUUUUAGGGUGGAGAGAUGGACAGAGGAGAGCAGAGCCAAUGCUUUCAGCUUCCUUAGGAACAGAGCUGAACAAGGCAGGCAUAAGGGCAGCAGCAGGGCUGUCAGCAGGCGGCAGUCUCUCCGUUCGUCCCUGAUUCGCAUGAGAAAGGAGGCUGCACUCUCUGCUAAGGUGCUGGAGAGAAUUAAGAUCUUGGUAGCCGCUGGAACCACAGGCAUGGCGGUCGGGGCAGUGUUCGGGGCGGCUGCUCCUUUCGCAGCUGCAGCUGGGGCUUCUCUUAUGGGAAACUCAGUUGGUUUUGCUGCAGGUCAUCUAGCUGGGAUGUCGGUAGCGGGAGGAACAGGCGUUGGGAAAGCCGUGGGGGCCAUAGUGGCGGCAGCUUCAGGGAAAACUGCAGUGGCCCUGGGAGCAGCGACAGGUGGUGUUAUGGGUGGUUCUGUGGGAGCCAUUGUUGGAGCUGGGAGCGCCACUCCCAGGGAGGGUGCUCUGGAUGCCCUUGGGCAGGUUAGCGUCAUAGGGGCGUCUGCUGUUGGGCUGGCAACAGGAGUGGGGGGGGCCUUGGGAGCUGGUGCUGCUUUGGGCGCAGCUCUGGAGGGAGCAGCUUUCAGCACAGCAGCCCUCAGCGGAGCUGAAACAGCAGCAGCAGGUGUAGCCAAUGUUUCUGUCGCUCAAGGUGGUUUAGCUUCAGCAGCAGGACAGCAUGCGGUGGCCACUGUCGCUGCAAGUAGUGGGACCCCUCAGUGUGCUGCAGCAGGGGCAGCCUUAACUCAGGAGCUGGCUGCAAAUGUCCCAGUGGCAGCUGGGUCUGCUGGUGCCGUAUGUGGGCUGACAGGGCCGAGCGUGGCAGCAGUGACCAGCAGGGUGGUGUCAGAUCCUUGGGGCACUGUGGCGGCAACAACUCGCAUUCUGUCCGCAGUGGCUGAGAUAGGAAAGGCGGCCGCAGGCAUUGCCCUGGCUGGUGGUCUGGUAGUGAAGGUGGUAAAGGAAAAAGUCAGAUGUGGCACAGCAACAACAGAAACAAGUUACUCAGAGAAGAAGUCUUAUGAGAUCUACUGGAACAAAUGAACACAGGCUGGGAAGGGAGUUGUAAUCCAGUGAAUGAGAUCAUAUUCACACCUUCUCCUGCCUCCCUGAUGAAAUCCUUCACUCCACAGUAGCUUCCCUCAGUGAGAGAUAUUGCUAUUACCAUGUGAAUGUAAACCACUUCAAACGGGCAGAGACAGUAGCUGGAGCAAUGUAAUAUAAAAUAAUAUGAAAUAUAGGAUCAAGAAAUCACACAUUCUUAUAGAUAAAAGAAAGCAGAAAUUCUUCUUGCACUGUUGGAGGCUGGUGACUGAGUUCAGUGACAUUUGCGGUGCUGCGUGGGAUGACUAAUAAAGGAUAUAAGGUACACAGUCUUGUGAUACCUUUGCUUUAUUUCUUUUUUCCAAGCACAUUUGUAUCUAAAUCGAUAAAUCGGUUGUGACUCAUCUUCCAGCUGGUUGGUUUUGAACCUAAAAUCUCCAAAUACAUUUUUAUAAGAUAAAGAAAAGAAAAGAGACAAAAUAAGAGACUCUAUAAAGCACAGAUUAAUGUAUGAAUGUAAUUAAUCUUACUUUAAACAGUAAUGGGUGUUGAAAAUGAACAAAAGGACUAAAGAGGUAAAAAGUAUUUUAAAUCCUAAAGGGUGACAGCGGAUGGCUUUAUUGCAAUGUUUCACAUCUUGUAAUAUGUAAACCAGAAGAGUUUUGCAUUUAUGUAUUAACACUGUUUGAUCAACAGGAUCAACAGGUGUAAAUGUAUUUCACUAGUGUGUUCACUUUUGUUGCAGUGAAAUGAACAAUAAAGACAGUAUUCUUCCAUGA